This is a messenger RNA of Aureobasidium subglaciale EXF-2481, 2889 nucleotides long. RefSeq lists its product as uncharacterized. Bases 89 to 2776 code for a protein of 895 amino acids. The transcript has a single exon. Lineage: Eukaryota; Fungi; Ascomycota; Dothideomycetes; Dothideales; Saccotheciaceae. The record is from RefSeq and is a predicted model, not a curated record.
ACCAAAGCAUUGGUUUCGCUGCAUACGCCUUCCUAGCUUUCUCGUAAACAUCAACAAUCCCCAACCAAGACAUCCGAACGAAACUCCAAUGCUAUCCCGAGCCAACAGCGAUGCCACCCUACGCCUGCGAAGGGCCAAGUCGUCAUCUUCGACCAGCCACAAGCCCUUCGAUCCAUCCAUAACGACCGAGCCCAAGUAUGCAGAGGUCGCCGCUGUAGAAGCCUACACACGUGCAUACCGCUACUCUCACGACGACCGCCCUCAACGACGCCGCUCCCGUCGGUCCGAGGGGAGCCAUUUCGAUGACAACCGACGCAAGUCUACUCAGAAGCCUGAACGUCCUGAACGUCCUGAACGCCCUACGCUUGUACCCGGUCCUGCCACUGCUCCUUCAACAGUACCUGCCCGUGCGCCAGCUCGCUCUUCCCUUUUCCCCGAUACGCCAUAUCGUUUUGCUCUCGAGGUCUCCAACGAUCCCACCAUGACUAUGACAGAUGUUUCCGAGUCACGACUCAGCACUGCCUCCCGCCGACAGACCCGUGACCUACAGACAGAUGAUGAAAUCAAGACGGCUGCCUGGGAUGCCUACCUGCAAGGCUAUCGCAAGAAAGAGGUUCGUGAAAGGAAGUCUUUCGCUGCUCCUCUCAAGAAGCGUUUCUCAAAGUCGCCCGCCCCACCGCCGUCCAUUCAGUACGACACAUCUGUCCCACCCUAUAACUGUGUUGAAGAAGUCGAAGACAAUUUCUCUGCUCUAGCGUCACCAGACAUCCAAUCGGGGGAGAAACUCGAAGGCCCUACAAAGCUCAAGAAACAGCGGACCGUCUCAGAGUCACUCAAGGGCAGAUUCAUGCGUUUUCUGUCAAGACCCAAGCGGGUACAGUCACACUUCCCAGCUCAGCACGUAGAAGCAAGGAACCUCCAUUUCGACGUCUACAAGACCAACGACGACAGCUUCUCGGCUGGCCCAGACUAUGGAGUCUCUUUACCAAGGUCACCAUUCUCUUCCCUAGGUGCUUCUUCCGGUACACAGUCACGCAUCACGAGCUGGUCAAACUCGACCAACUCACGCCAUCGCAAACGCCUACCUUCCAUCGAAGAGACCUCCGCGCCAUCGGCUCUUGCUUCUACACCGGAAGAUUUCUCAACUGGUUCUUUCAUCGGUCGAGCGCUGCGUCUGCCGCUCCGACGCCCAAGUCAAAUCAACCUCCAGCGGAAAUCUGAAGAGAGCAAGCGUCUGUAUGAUGCUCUCCAGAAGCGUAUCAACGGUCCUGAGGUACCCACCAUUACCGUGGAAGAGGCUACACCACAACCAUCUGCUAUCUCGUACUGCGACUCUCCAGCGAGCUCGCUAGUCGUGGAAUCUAUAAGGAUGGUCACACCAGAUCCUACCAUUCCUGAAUCUCCCACGCGUCCAGCCCCAAGUCCGCCUCAUCAAGUGACCAGAAAGUCCUCAUGGUGGAGUCUUGCACCGACUAUACGUUCGAAGAAACGUCGCCCAGCGGAGCCAGUUGCGCCUUCAAACGAACAGAUUGCUGCUCGUAUGGCGAGAUCGGACAAUCGUUGGCAAACAGCGUUGGAAGAUGGCUCACCCGUCGUUUCACGAGCUCUCAACUAUUGCAUGAAAGGUGAUAAUCCAUAUGAAAUGCGACCGUUGGAAAAUGACAACAGCUUCAGCUUGCCUGUCGCUGUUCGACACGAAUUCCGCGAAGCUGCUGCACCAACGUUUGAAAACGGCGCGGAUCUUCAUGACAUUCGACAACAGGUCAUUUCACCGAGUAUAUACUCGAGGCCCAUCACCCCCAAUGCUGUCGGUACAUUCAUCACAAUUACUGGGCGCGAAGUCAAGCGUUAUCAUUUGGACUCACCACCACGACCUGUAAAUGGCCCUUCGACCUACGCUCCAAAACCAAGUAAUGAAUGGAGAACUUGGUUCAACAAAGAGAUCGAAGAUUGCAUGACACCAGCGCUUCUUGGAGAUACUGUUCUGGCUGGACCCGACUACUUUCCGAGUAACGACAACCCACACGAUUCGCGAGAAAGCCUACAGGAAGACCCACCAGUGCUUCAACCUUCAAAGAGUCGUCUCGAACUGCGUUCUCGAACUUCCAGCAUCAUGAACGAGCGCUACCCAUUGAUAGAUACUGGUAGACCUUCGAGCAGAGCAUCAGGUCGCCGGACCAAUCCUUCAAUGGCAUCCUCAGGCCAGAGGUCUGCUUCAGGAUCUGGAAACUCGGUUGCUGAAAAUGCGUCCAGCAAAAGCAGUCAACGUGCCGACGUUGAUCAAUCAACACUAGCUUCAUCAACUCUCCGAGAACGCCAGUCAGCGAGUGCAUUGGUACGCAAGAAGUCAAGUCUGGCGACCCGUGCUGCGCGUCACGGUUAUUGUCCUUCUACAAACGAGAUCGAGUCUGCAGGCAUGGAAGAUCCAGUCAAGGCUCCGAAAUCAGCGCUGGAUCUUCGUGUCAUGUAUCGGAACAACCGUAACCUGGAAGCCUCAAGCCUCAACAUUCGUCGUAGAGCAGUAGCGCCAGCCAUGUUUGAUGAUCACACUCUGCGCAGAAUUUCCGAAGGACCCUACGCUGCUGACAGCAAAGAGAACGCUGCGCCAGCUCGGCCGUCUGGUAUGAUUGAUGGUAUAACAAUCCCUCCGUUCUACACGCCGGCGAAUGACUCGCCAAAAAGCAAAGGAUCUUCCCCCGGACAGCGAAUGGUAGAUGACUUUCUAAAUUCGAGGAAGACACAGGUAGCCACAAACUCUCAUCCACCCUUUAUUUGAUCAGCACAUUGAUUGUGUAUUCCAUAUUGGUAUCAACUUACAGUGUUAUUGGUGCUUUAGGAGGCGUCUUAGCCACAUUACAGAAUAAUCAGAAUCACAUUGUUACCUUUCAC